UUCCGGAAUCAAGACUCGUACUGCCACCAGCCGGCCAUCUUUCCCCAUUCCCUCCCGGCCGCCGGCGCGGCGGCGCCGCCAUGCUCCGACGAACCAUCCUCAUCCGCCUCCUCUCUUCUCCCUCCACCUCGCCCGUAGCAUCUCUCCACCGCCUCCUCUCCGCCGCGGCGCCCGCCGUUUCCCCAAACCCUAGCUUCGCCGUGGAGGACUACCUCGUCGGCACCUGCGGCCUCACCCGAGCCCAGGCACUCAAGGCCUCCGCCAAGCUCUCCCACCUCAAGUCCCCCACCAAUCCCGACGCCGUCCUCGCCUUCCUCACCGGCCUCAGCCUCUCGAGCGCCGACGUGGCCUCCGCCGUCGCCAAGGACCCGCAGUUACUCUGCGCGAACGUGGAGAAAACCCUGGCCCCCGUCGUCGCCGGGCUCGCCGGCCACGGCCUCGCACAGGCUGAGAUCGCGCGCUUCGUCUCGCUCGGCCGCCCCAUCUCCCGCUGCAGGUCCGUGGUCUCUAAUCUACCGUACUACGUGUCGCUCUUCGGCUCCGUCGAGAACCUCGUCAGGUCCCUCAAGAAGAGCGCCAGUCUCUUUGGAUGCAGCCUCGAGAAGGUGGUCAAGCCCAAUGUCGUGUUCCUGCGGAAAUGCGGGCUCGGUGAUUGCGAUAUUUCCAAGCUGUUCCUCUCUGCGCCGCGGUUGCUCGGCUCCAACCCGGAGCGCGUCCAGGCGAUGGUGGCGUCUGCCCAAGGUCUUGGUGUACCCCCUGGCUCUGCGAUGUUCAGGCACAUGCUGCAUGCUGUCGCAUUGCUCAGCGAGGAGAAGAUCGCCGCUAAACUGGAGUACCUGAAGAACAUGUUCAGGUGGUCGGAUGCUCAAGUGCGCAUUGCUGUUUGUAAGGCCCCACUGGUGCUCACGAGAUCUAAGGAGUCUCUGCAGAGCAGGUCAAAGUUCCUCAUCUCUGAUGUGGGGUUGGCACCGGCAUACAUUGCUCAGAGGUCUGUAAUGCUCACUUACAGCCUGGAGGGACGGAUCAGACCCCGAUACUAUGUCCUUAAGUUUCUUAAGGAAAAAGGAUUGCUACCUCAAGACCGAGACUACUAUAGUGUUCUCAUGAUCAGUGAGAAGGUAUUCAUGGAGAAGUUCAUAUGCCCUCACAAGGAAGCUGCACCGAAACUCGCUCAAGACUAUGCAGCAGCUUGCAGAGGGAAAAUGCCGACUAGAUUCAGAUUUACAUGAACCAAGAAUGCCUAUGGAAGCUGGUAACGAAGAAUGGCACAACAAAGAUUUUGCUCUGGAUGCAAGCUGUAAUUCAUGGUUCAAUGUUCUUUGCCUGACAAUGUGUCUGCUUUCUGCUAUUGUAUCUUUCUUACAUAUUUAUUUCAUCGUUGCUAACUGCUGAUGAAUUAUGGUAGUGAUACUUCCUUUCCUUGAUCCUGGUAUGUCCAUGUCAUAUUAUAGUUAGAAGAAAACAUGGCAUGCCUAUGAGCUUCUUCAUC
This is a messenger RNA of Lolium perenne, 1489 nucleotides long. RefSeq lists its product as uncharacterized. Gene Ontology annotation, biological process: regulation of DNA-templated transcription. Gene Ontology annotation, molecular function: double-stranded DNA binding. The record is from RefSeq and is a predicted model, not a curated record. NCBI's taxonomy places the organism in Eukaryota, Viridiplantae, Streptophyta, Magnoliopsida, Poales, Poaceae.